Molecule: messenger RNA, 3913 nt
Organism: Spinacia oleracea (spinach)
Lineage: Eukaryota; Viridiplantae; Streptophyta; Magnoliopsida; Caryophyllales; Amaranthaceae
Product: putative receptor protein kinase ZmPK1
Exons: 2
Coding region: 1682-3787 (701 amino acids)
Biological process (GO): protein phosphorylation; recognition of pollen
Molecular function (GO): ATP binding; protein serine/threonine kinase activity
Source: RefSeq, a predicted model, not a curated record
UUGGGUUAAGUCAAUUCUUCAUUCUUCAUUCUUCAUUCUUCAUUCUUCAUUCCUCAGUUCUGAAUUUCAAUUUCUAACUUCCGUAGUUUCUUCCAGCCUUCCAGGUACACUAUCUUGCAUUACUUAAUAUUUUCUAACCACAAUUCAAUUGCAGAAUUAUUACUUUCAGUAGCAUCAUCUAUUUGUCUAAGCUACUGUCAUCUUGCAAACCCUAUUUCACUUUGUUUUUUCUCCGAUUUUGCACAAAUUUAGCACAACCCAUCAUCAUUCAACUGCUUCUGAUCCGUUUUUUACAUCUGGGUAGUGGGUACUAGAAAUUUUUCAUAAUCUGUAUCUGAUUUGGGAAACUGGGUAGUAUGAAGUGUUGUUGGGGUUAUAAAUCAAAGAUGGCCUGUAACCAUCAAGAAAACAUUGAAAACGAUGAAAUAUCUAAAUUAAAAGCAGGAAUUGGGGAUUCAGCAAUACGAUUUUCCUUUAAAGAGUUACAGAAGGCAACAAACAAUUUCAGCACAAAAUUGGGCAUAGGCGAUCUUUCAACUUGCCAUAAGGGCACUUUAGAAAAUGGGACUGUUGUGGCAGUUAAGGUGCUUAGGCCGCGGAACGCGGAUAUUAGAAUGUAUAUAGAAUUAAGGGUAUUGAUCAAUGUAAUGUCCGAAAUUAGGCAUCAGAAUGUGGUUGAAUUUAUUGGAUGUUGUGUUGAGGAUGAUCAUGUAAUUAUUGUGUAUGAGUUCAUGGAAGGUGGUAGCUUAGCUUCUUUAUUAGAUGAUGAAGUUUCUAAGUUAAGCUGGCCUAUGAGAGCUUCUAUAUGUCUUGGCAUCGCUCGUGGUCUUGAAUGUCUUGACGGUAAGAUUCUGCAUCGCGAUAUUAGGCCUAAUAACGUACUUCUUGACAAUAGCUUCAAUCCUAAAAUUAUGGAUUUUGGGAUAAUGCACAUAUUUACUGACUAUGCAUCAGAUGAGGGUGAUAGAAUUCCCAAAAAUAUAGGUUAUAUUGAUAGGGAAUACAUGACUACUGGACAUAUGACAACCAAGGGAGAUGUUUAUGCCUUUGGGGUUGUUCUCCUUGAAGUCAUUAGUGGUAAGAGAGUUCCACAGUUUCUGAAAGAUUGCAAUGACAGUGGUAGGAGACUUGCGCAGUGUCUGCAAGCUGGCAAGAAUUUGGUGGAUUGGGCUCGACAACUUGGUCAAGAUGGUAGUUUUCUAGAGAUAAUUGAUCCCACUUUAUCCGAGUUUCCAGAAGAUGAGGUGAAACGUUUUAUCGACGUUGCUCUCUCUUGUGUCCGUUUAUCGUCAAACCUGAGACCAAGCAUGUCCGAGGUUUCUCUCUUGCUCUCUGGAGGCCAUGACUUGAGUAAGAACACUCAAAACAACCCAGCGGAGGCUUGGUAGUCCCGCACUUCUGAUGACGUCAAUCAUACUCUUUGGCAUCAGGUGUUUUAGCCAGGAAUUUUCUGCCAAGAGGCUCUUCUUUAACUGUCACAGAUGAUUCAAACUCAGAUGACAAUCUCCUCCUUUCCCCUGACAGGAUCUUCAGCUGUGGAUUCUAUAACUUCGGAACCAAUGCCUAUUACUUCUCCAUUUGGUUCACUUAUUCGAAUGAACGAACCGUUGUCUGGACAGCGAACCGAGACAGGCCGGUUAACAGGCGUGGUUCGAGGCUAACUCUAAGGACAAAUGGUGUGAUGCUUUUGACAGAUUAUGAUGGCUCAACAGCUUGGGAAACAAAUACAACAUCGACAAAUGCUGAAAGAGCUGAGCUUCUCAACACAGGGAACCUUGUUCUUAAGGAUAAUGCUGGUAAUACUCUUUGGCAAAGUUUUGAUUUUCCUACAGAUACUUUGCUUCCUCAUCAACUGUUUACAAAGAACAGAAGAUUGUUAUCUAGGAUUGGUCCUCACAUGUUUGGUUCUGGGUAUUUUAGUUUCUUUUUUGAUAAUGACAAUGUUCUCAGAAUGAUUUAUGAUGGUUCUGAAAUUUCCAGCAUUUAUUGGCCAAAUAUUGCUUUUGGUGUAUUUGACAAUGGUAGAACAACUUACAACAGUAGUAGGAUUGCAAUGCUUGAUGAUAUGGGAGCCUUUUCUGCAAGUGACCAGCUAUAUUUCAGUGCUCUAGAUGUAGGUCCUCGGACCAAAAGACGGUUAACGAUGGAUUUUGAUGGGAAUUUGAGGAUUUAUAGCUUGAAUGAAUCGUCUGGGUUAUGGAACAUAACAUGGACAGCAGUUGCAAAACCAUGUGAGAUCCAUGGUCUUUGUGGUCGAAAUGGGGUUUGUGAAUAUACGCCAGAGCCAAAAUGUAGUUGUCCUCCUAGCUAUGAGCCCACUGAUAUAAGUGAUUGGAGCCAAGGGUGCAGGCCGAAAUUUCGUAGACGUUGCUCUAACUCUGAGUUUGUUGAGAUCUCCCACGUUGAUUACUAUGGGUUCGAUCUCAACUUUACCCGACCUGCCUCGUUUGAAGAUUGUAGAAACAUAUGCUUGGAAGAUUGCCGUUGUCAAGCAUUUAGCUAUAGAUUAACUGGUGAAGGAAUAUGCUUCACAAAAAGUGUCCUUUUUAAUGGAUUCAAGUCUGUUAGUUUCCCAGGUAGCAUAUAUCUUAGAAUACCAAGAAGUGCGCAAACAUCGAUCCCUGCAUUUCUUAAUGUAUCUCGUCUUGAUUGUGGGAGCGGACAAGGCAGAAUAGUAGUAUUGCCGAACACAUAUGACACCACUAAUCAAAGAUUCAACUGGGUUUAUCUGUAUUCAUUCGCUAUUGUCAUAGGCACAGUUGAAGUAGUCCUUUUAAUAGCAGGGUGGUGGUUUCUUUUUAGGAAGCAUGGUCUUUCAGGCUCGUUGGAAGAUGGAUAUCGUGCCAUUUCAAAUCAGUUUCGGAGCUUUAGCUACAGUGAGCUAAAGAGUGCAACGAUAAAAUUCAAAGAAGUUAUAGGAAGAGGAGGGUUUGGUACAGUUUAUAAGGGUAUUCUGGAAGAUGAGAGAGUAGUUGCUGUAAAGAAACUAGAAAAUGUAGUCCAAGGAGAGGAUGAAUUUUGGGCAGAAGUGAGCACAAUCGGUAAAAUCAACCAUAUGAACCUUGCAAGAAUGUGGGGCUUUUGUUCAGAAAGGAAGCACAAAUUGUUGGUGUAUGAGUUUGUGGAAAAUGGAUCAUUGGACAGACACUUGUUCUCAACCAAAACCGUUCUUGGAUGGAAAGAAAGGUUCAAAGUUGCAAUAGGGACAGCUAAAGGCUUAGCUUACCUUCACCACGAGUGCCUAGAAUGGGUUAUCCAUUGUGAUGUUAAACCUGAAAAUAUACUUUUGGAUGGAGAUUUUGAGCCGAAAAUUUCAGACUUUGGGCUAGCAAAGUUAUGUCAAAGAGGGGGUCAUAAUUCAUCAAAACUGACUAGGAUCAGAGGCACAAAAGGUUAUAUGGCUCCUGAAUGGACAAUCAACCUUCCAAUCACUGCAAAGGUUGAUGUGUAUAGCUAUGGAGUUGUUAUCCUAGAGCUUAUAAAGGGAAUUCGACUGUCGAGUUGGGUGGUAGAUGAUGAAUAUGGCACAGAGGAAAUACCAGAACUGGUAAAAUUGGUGAGAAUAGCUAAAAAUAAAAUACAGAAUGGAGAAGAUUCAUGGGUUGAAGAGUUGGUGGAUCCGAGAUUGGAAGGACGCUUCAGCAGAGACCAAGCUGCUAUGAUGAUUGAGGUUGGACUUUCAUGUGUGGAGGAUGAUAGAAAUAAAAGACCAACCAUAGAAUCAGUUGCGCAAAUGCUUGCAGAAUGUGAUGACGAUAUUCAAAUGUACACUACGGGCUUUAUGUGACUCCAACUUUUCUCUCUGUAGCUUAUUUAUAGGUGUUUAUGUAGCAUAUAAUACUUUCAGAUUUGCAACUGUUUCAGCUUUCAGCGUGCUUGCUGUAUAUAAUACCAAGUAUAAUUCAUUGACAAA